AUGAGCCGCCUUUCGUCUGCCACGUGCCCGUUGUCGGACUGCACGCUCGCGGUCGAUAACGCCGAGAACAUCCGUAACAGCAAGGAUGUCUCCUUGUUGGCCCUGAAGGUUGCCGCUACCGCUGUCGUCAUCCCGAGCACUCCUCGCCAACGUGCGCUGCUGCGCAACGCCAAGGCCAUAGGCUGCUCGGCUGCUGCGGAGGCGGUAGCCUUGCCUGCUUGUCGCGAGCGCAUUUCCGGCACUACACACAACACUAACAUCACCGCUUCGACAGCUGUUGUGAACACCGCCGCAGGGAUGCCGCCCUUCUCUACGAGUGCGGUUUGUCGCUCUUCCUCACUCGAUUGCUACGUCUUCGCUAAGCCCUUCACACCUGCCUCAACGCUGCACCGCAACGACCCGUACUCGCCGUGCCUCCUGAAAAGUACCUGCAGCCCGGAGGACAGCUUCUACGCAUGCUACAGCGAGGUGGAUGAGGCUCUAGCAGUGGUGGCGAUGAACCCUGCGAACACACCGACCCGCUUGCCUGUUGUGUGCCAGACAGCCGCUCUUCCCUCCGAGACCCAGGCGCUACUCGAGUUACUUUCCAAAACGGCUGUCUCUUCUUCACCUUGCAUGUCACCGAUGACAGCGCCGAUGAAGAUGUGCGACAGUGCGGAGCAGUCUCCCGCGUCGCUGGCGGCGGGUGGAGGGUUGACUACAACGCCAUCGCCGGCCUCAACGCCGGAGCGCGCCGCGUCGCCGUCAUCGCGUCAGCCGUGUGCUGCCUCGGCUCGCGUGAUCCGCAAGGUGGUGAGCUGUGGCGUGGACCGCACGUCUGGUCGCCCGGUCCCGAAGCCGAAGGAGUAG
Molecule: messenger RNA, 849 nt
Organism: Leishmania braziliensis MHOM/BR/75/M2904
Lineage: Eukaryota; Euglenozoa; Kinetoplastea; Trypanosomatida; Trypanosomatidae
Exons: 1
Coding region: 1-849 (282 amino acids)
Source: RefSeq, a predicted model, not a curated record